This is a messenger RNA of Neodiprion fabricii, 2447 nucleotides long. RefSeq names its product very long-chain specific acyl-CoA dehydrogenase, mitochondrial (gene Acadvl). The transcript has 8 exons. The record is from RefSeq and is a predicted model, not a curated record. The coding region runs from base 126 to 2030 and encodes 634 amino acids. NCBI's taxonomy places the organism in Eukaryota, Metazoa, Arthropoda, Insecta, Hymenoptera, Diprionidae. Gene Ontology annotation, molecular function: fatty-acyl-CoA binding; flavin adenine dinucleotide binding; very-long-chain fatty acyl-CoA dehydrogenase activity.
UUUCAUAAUUUAACAGUGGACUUUGGUGUUUUUUUUUUUUAUAAACAGUUAUACAGAUAUUUUAGUCUUUUUUCUCAAAUUCUCCUAAUUCUCACACCAAAAAAUUAAAUAACUGAACAAAAAUCAUGAUACGUGUUUCGAAAUAUAUUUCUCAAACUCCGAAGUGCCUCAACAAAUUCAUCGAAAUAAAUUCAAGAUGUUUGGCGACUCAGGCUUCGCCAAAAACAGUGAAAGCAGACGAGAAGAAGCCGGCGCAAAAGCCCGCCAAAGAAUCUCAAUCAUUUACCAUGAACAUAUUUCGUGGGCAACUUCAGCCCAAUCAGGUUUUUCCAUAUCCAGAACCGCUAACAGAGGAACAGAGAGAAACGAUCGUCAUGCUCAUGGAUCCGAUGCAAAAAUUCUUUGAGGAAGUCAACGACCCCGUUAGAAACGACGACGAAUCAUCCAUAAACGAAAAAACAUCGGCAGCACUGUGGGAACUCGGAGCAUUCGGGCUUCAAGUCCCCAUAGAGUAUGGUGGCGCGGGUCUGACAAACACUCAGUAUGCUGCUGGUGUCGAAAUCGUUGGGGCGAAUGACUUGGGAGUUGGAAUAACACUUGGAGCACAUCAGAGUAUCGGCUUCAAGGGAAUUCUGUUGUUCGGAAACCCGGAACAGAAAGCCAAGUAUCUUCCGAGAGUAACGGAGGGUCGUGAAUACGCCGCUUUCUGCCUGACUGAGCCGACUGCCGGCUCUGAUGCAGGUUCGAUAAAGACACGAGCAGUCAAGUCAGCCGAUGGAAGUCACUAUGUCCUCAACGGCAGUAAAAUUUGGAUAUCCAACGGAGGUCUGGCUGAGAUCAUGACCGUUUUUGCUCAGGUACCUGUCACUGAUCCUGCGACCGGCAAGACCAAGGACAAAGUCACCGCCUUCAUUGUCGAACGAUCAUUCGGCGGUGUCACUAACGGACCACCGGAAAGAAAAAUGGGCAUCAAGUGCAGCAAUACUGCUGAGGUUUACUACGAGGAUGUCAAGAUUCCUGCCGAAAAUAUUCUUGGACAGGAAGGAGAAGGGUUCAAGGUGGCAAUGAACAUUUUGAACAACGGUCGGUUUGGAAUGGCAGCUGCGUUGUCUGGCACGAUGCGUUCAUGCAUCAAAAAAGCGACGGAUUUUGCGACUCAAAGGCUGCAGUUUGGUCAGCGCAUCGACAGCUACGGUACUAUCCAAGAGAAGAUUGCCCGCAUGUCGAUGGUUCAUUACGUAACCGAAUCCAUGGCUUACAUGAUCUCAGGCAACAUGGACAACGGCAGUCAGGACUAUCAUUUGGAAGCUGCAAUCUCAAAGUGCUUCGCUUCAGAAUCAGCAUGGAAUGUAUGCGACGAAUCGAUACAAAUUAUGGGAGGAAUGGGAUACAUGAAGGGCACAGGACUGGAGCGUGUGAUGCGCGACUUGAGGAUCUUCCGUAUAUUUGAGGGGACGAACGACAUUCUCAGACUGUUUGUUGCUCUCACUGGAAUUCAAUAUGCAGGAAGCCAUUUACAAGAGCUUCAACGAGCCUUCCAGAAUCCUACAGCUAAUUUGGGCCUUCUUGUUGAAGAAGCGACCAGAAGAGCUACCAGAGCUGUUGGACUCAACUCCUCGCCCAACUUUUCACACCUUGUGCAUCCCGAAUUGCUGGAAAGUGCUGCUCUUUGUGCAAAGAGCAUCCAGUCUUUUGGUCAAGCAAUUGAGGCUGCUCUAGUUAAAUACAAACGUGGUAUUGUCAACGAGCAGUUCAUUUUGAACAGGUACGCUCAGGCUGCGAUGGACACUUAUGCGAUGGCCGUCGUUCUAAGCAGGGCUACAAUGAGUCUGAACAAGAAUUUGCCCAGCGCCGCACACGAAUUACUAAUGGCUCAGGCUUGGUGUGCGGAGGCAUCAGGCAGAGUUGCGUACAAUCUAAAAGUCGCCAGCGCUGGAAAACAUUUGGACAUAUUCAGUAAGUUCGGUAAAAUUUCACGAAAUGUUUGCGAGUCAGGCGGAAUCGUGCAGUCGAAUCCCUUGAAUUUGUAAAUUGGUGAGAGACCGGCACCGGAGAAAGAACUGCGGACAGUGUUCAGCGUACGAAAUAGUGAUGAUCGUCCAACUCUGAGAACUGAGAAAAUAUUGUAUAGGUAGGCAAAUUAAAAAGUGUCUGGCGAUUCCUGCUUCGAAAGUUCAUUGAAUUUUAUCAAAUGAUCGCGAAUUAAUUAAUGACUGGGUUUUCGCUGGACUGAAAAUAGAAUCAUGAUAGCAAUGACGGUAAAAUGUAAAAAUGCAUCGUUUAUGCCCUACUUUGUGCCUUUCAGACGGCACUUCAUCCCGCCGUCUGUGUGUAAACUGUGUAAAUGUAUAUAUAUGGAGCAUCAUUCAAUGCAAGUUAGGUAUAAAUAUAUAAGUUUAAUAUGCUGACUUUAUAAGAAAUAAAUAAAUAAAGAGUUUUUUAACCAA